CGGCAUCAGCAGCACCGCCGGGCGUGCGGCCCUCUCGUCCACAUCGACCCCCUCAAGAUCCUUGUCUAACAUGCCGAACUCGUCGAACCCCGCCCACCAGCCCGAGGCGCCGCGCUCCGGCCUCGUCUGGGGCAUUGCCCGUGGCCACGUCAACACGCGCCGCGCCCCCGCGCCCAAGGCCUCGCGCCGCAAGGGUGCGCAGAGCCAGCGCAACACCGUCGUCAACAGCGUCGUGCGCGAGGUGGUUGGCUUUGCGCCGUACGAGCGCCGCGCCAUGGAGCUGAUCCGUAACUCCAAGGACAAGCGUGCCCGCAAGUUCAUCAAGCGGCGCCUCGGCACACUCCGCCGUGCCAAGGGCAAGAUGGAGUUCCUGACGAACGUCAUUGCCGAGCAGCGCCGUGCCGGCCACGCCUAAGCGUGGUCUGCGUCCUUACUCGCGCUCGCCUCGUCUUUCUCGCUCCUCUCUUCGCCUCUGC
Messenger RNA from Tilletiopsis washingtonensis, 476 nucleotides. Its product is annotated as ribosomal protein L36e. The coding region runs from base 71 to 415 and encodes 114 amino acids. Lineage: Eukaryota; Fungi; Basidiomycota; Exobasidiomycetes; Entylomatales. The record is from RefSeq and is a predicted model, not a curated record. Gene Ontology annotation, cellular component: ribosome; cytosolic large ribosomal subunit. Gene Ontology annotation, molecular function: structural constituent of ribosome. Gene Ontology annotation, biological process: cytoplasmic translation. The transcript has 3 exons.